Gopherus flavomarginatus (Mexican gopher tortoise) is the source of this 4130-nucleotide messenger RNA. RefSeq names its product RNA binding motif protein X-linked (gene RBMX). Gene Ontology annotation, molecular function: RNA binding. Gene Ontology annotation, biological process: positive regulation of mRNA splicing, via spliceosome. Lineage: Eukaryota; Metazoa; Chordata; Testudines; Testudinidae. The record is from RefSeq and is a predicted model, not a curated record. The transcript is spliced from 11 exons. Gene Ontology annotation, cellular component: spliceosomal complex. The coding region runs from base 85 to 1245 and encodes 386 amino acids.
GCAGCGCCUUUGUUCGCUCUCUCAUUGCGCAGUUGCAGGUCGGUGUGCGAGGCCGGGGACGGGAGAGGAGGUCCUAGAGUCAAAAUGGUUGAAGCGGAUCGUCCUGGGAAACUGUUCAUUGGUGGACUGAAUACAGAGACAAAUGAGAAAGCUCUUGAGGCUGUAUUUGGCAAAUAUGGGCGCAUUGUGGAAGUUCUCUUGAUGAAGGAUCGUGAAACCAACAAGUCCAGAGGAUUUGCUUUUGUCACAUUUGAGAGCCCAGCAGAUGCAAAGGAUGCUGCCAGGGAUAUGAAUGGAAAGUCAUUAGAUGGGAAAGCAAUUAAAGUGGAACAAGCAACCAAGCCAUCCUUUGAAAGUGGUGGUAGACGUGGGCCACCACCCCCUCCAAGAAGCAGAGGUCCUCCCAGGGGCCUUAGAGGUGGAAGAGGCGGAAGUGGAGCAAGAGGACCACCUUCAAGAGGGAGUCACUUGGGUUCUUCUAGGGGGCCACUUCCAAUGAAAAGGGGUCCACCUCCACGAAGUGGCGGACCUCCACCUAAAAGAUCGGCACCUUCAGGGCCAGUGCGUAGCAGUAGUGGAAUGGGAGGGAGAGCUCCUGUAUCACGUGGAAGAGACAGUUAUGGUGGUCCUCCACGCAGAGAGCCAAUGCCAUCACGAAGAGAUGUCUACAUGUCGCCAAGAGAUGAUGGUUAUAGUACAAAAGACAGUUAUUCGAGUAGAGAUUAUCCAAGUUCCAGGGAUACAAGAGAUUAUGCGCCGCCUCCAAGAGAUUAUGCAUACCGUGAUUAUGGUCAUUCCAGCUCACGUGAUGAGUACCCCUCUAGAGGAUACAGUUUUUCUUCUUAUAGUGAUCGUGAUGGCUAUGGUGGUGGACGGGAUAGAGACUAUUCAGAUCAUCCAAGUGGAGGCUCUUACAGAGAUUCAUAUGAGAGUUAUGGUAACUCACGUAGUGCUCCACCUGCACGAGGGCCCCCGCCAUCUUAUGGUGGAAGCAGUCGCUAUGAUGAUUACGGCAGUACACGAGAUGGAUAUGGAAGUCGAGAAAGUUAUUCAAGCAGCAGAAGUGAUGUCUACUCAAGUGGUCGUGAUCGUGUUGGAAGACAAGACAGAGGUCUUCCCCCUUCCAUGGAAAGGGGUUACCCUCCUCCCCGUGAUUCAUACAGCAGUUCAAGCCGCGGAGCACCCAGAGGUGGUGGCCGUGGAGGAAGCCGAUCUGAUAGGGGUGGAGGCAGAAGCAGAUACUGAAAAACAAUCAUAAACUUUUGGACCAAGACAGAUUACUUCUCACAAACCCAAGUGGAAGUUGUUCUAUCUUUACUAUCAGAGGACUACUAAAAGGAAAAGUUGUUCUUACCUUUUUUUAUUGUUGCCUGUUAAGUUUCCCCUCCAUGAUUUUUAUGCUUUUGUGAGGAAAAGUUAAAAAAAUGUUUAAUUUCAUUUCAAAAUUGUUAACAUUUCUUUCAAAAAGCAGAUGUUAAAUGUAUAAAAGUUGAGCUGUGUACUAGUGUUGUAACUUUCAAAGUAAAAGUUUCCCUGAAAUUCCACACUUCCCAUCUGAUUUUCCUCAUGAAUGGAACAAGCAGUUCUAAGAUCUUCCACACAACAUCUAGCCAUCUAAAAUGGAGAUGGAUCGUUCUACACAUUCAAACUCUCAUUCUAAACAAAUUAGUUACUUGUGUGGAGGGUGGUGGGGAUGUGCCACACUAUAAUUUCAGUUUCCUCUUGGUUCUGAAAUCACACAAUAUUCCCAGUUCAAAAUUUCUUCAGAUCCUUGUGUAAAGAAAAAAUAAGGAUUCCAUUCAGUCACUAAACCAGAAACAGCAAAUGGAUAAUGCUGACCAUACUUUGCCUUCCUACUGUUUUGCUGGGAAUUUGCAAGGACCUCUCCCCCAAAAUAAACCAUUUACAUGUAAUAAGUCAACUACAGAAUACUGUAAAUAAAAGGUUUGACCAAUUCCAUCAAAGAAGCUACAAAACGAUGCUUACUCAUACUGUUUCAAAUUUUUGCAACUCUGUGUAGUGUCUCACUUUUAAAGGAACAUCUUUGAUUCCAAAGGCAAAUGGAGAAAAUAAGAUAAGCAAAGAAGUCUUUCUCUCCAACUUCUCAAAGGCUUAUGACUUCAUAAAAACAAGUGAAUCUUUCAGCAUUCCACAACAGAUUUAAAGCAUCAAAUGCCUGUGAAACAGCAAAGAUGGGUUGAUUACCUUCAAAGGCAUGAUGGUCUGAGUACAGUUCUGACACAUCUGCAUGGAUAAGUGACAGCAGCUGUAACAGAAGGAAAGUUACAGAGUGACUGGAAGAAAGCGAUGGAACAAUGGAUGCAUAUUGGGAAAUCAAAGGAUAACUAGUGCAACACAGAUUUUAACCACCUCUAAAAGUGGUCUUGGCCACAUUCAGCAUGUGCAGAUGUUAAUGUUCGCUUUGAAGAAAAAGUUAAUUACUAUUUUAGAGCUCUUCUUGUUGGAGCAUUGCUGCAUGAAAGGUUACUAAUGGUAACAUCUGAUGGGAGUAUCUCCUUUACAGAUGAAAAGUGUGAAUUAAGUUGCUUUUGUCUGGCUUUUGUAACUGUCCACUUCCAAGAAGUAAGUGUGGGUGUGCCCAUGUUGAUGCUGCAGCAGAACAAACAUUCUUGAGCUACUUUUAGGCCUUGUCUACACUGCAGUCUUAUCCAGAAAAGGCAGCCUUUGUCUGCAAAACUGUGGAGGUGUAUACACUGCAGUGCCACUUUUGGUGGCAAAGUUAAAGCAACAGUGUCAGUGUAGAUGCUGCUGUUCAUUAGAUCGCCAGUAUUGGCCUCCCCCAGUAUCUUAUCAGUGCCCAUGGUGACUGAUCUGCUCACUGUUUGGAAUUCUCCUGCCCUGCAUGCAUGUGCCCCUCCCCUUUCAGAGCUCCAGGAAUUUCUGACAGUUAAGCUCCAGCAGCAAAGAGUAAAUCAUUAAUGUGGAAUGCUGCUGUCUUCUGUGCUAGGAACAUAGAGGCAGGUGUGUAUGUAUGAGAAAUUGCUGUGCAGAGCCAGGUGGGAGCUGAUGUAUGCAUGGAGGGAAGAGGGAGGGUUUCCCUGCCUCAGGACUGUCUGAUUCCAGCAGCUGUCUGAAUUUAAAGAUAACCCAUCUAUACACACUCCCGCGUCCCCCCAUACACUUCAGUUAAAAAGCAGAUGGCAGUCUAGUAGAGUGGCCAAGGAACCAUGAGCUUGAGAAACCUGCAUCAUGUGAUGCUGCUCUGUACCUGACCCAUGAGACCUUGCAAAUCCUUCCUAAAGCACCCUGUGGCUAGUUGCACAGUGGGAUAGCUACCCACAGUGCAGUGCUCUCUCUCGAUACAAGAGCGGCCAGUGUGGAUGUGCUCCAGUGGCACGAGCAUAGUGUGGACACGCAAUAGUGGUUUAAUUGAAGUGGCAUAACUUCAUUGAUAAAACUCUGUAGUGUAGAUAGCCUUAGUGAACAGUUUGCAGAAACUGUCCCUCUGAGUGAAAAUAGAAUGACAAGUCACUUAAGCAAAAGCAACUGCCCACUCACAAUAGGGGGAGGACGUGCAAGCACAAGAACAUUUUUGUUUCAGGGUAUUCUGCAUAAGCAACUUAAUUUUCCAACCUUUAGAUCUUUUUGGGGGGUAAGAGACCGGAGAGUUCUUCCAUACUACAUGCCACAAUAUGACCUAUGAGUUAUGGUGGCGGUUUUGUAGGGAGUUGUCUACCACCUAACAUAAAAUGCAUUUGUCCUCUAAAGUGAAUUUUUUGGACAUUGCAAGAGAGCAGAAAUAGAUUUUUCCCUUUUGGGUCAGAGAAAAUAUUCAUAAACCUAAAAUGAGGUGUAGAGGACUUCUGGGGAAUGUUCAAAUCCAUCCUUGGAGUUAUCAGUACCCUUGUACCAGCUAGCAUCUUUCAUAAAUGAUGUGAACCUUCUAAGAUAGAGCUAAUUAGUUUGUAUGGAAUCUUGUCUUUUAAGUACAUCUCCAGGUUGUCUCUAUUGCAUUUGUAUUCUGUAUUACGUAAGUUUAUUGCUUAUUUUGCCAAUAUAUGGUAGAAGUGAAAUCCAGUUUUCAAGCAUCAAAAAUUCUAAUGCAAUCCCUCAUCUUUCUCAUUUGUGAAAAUGCAGUGUCAUGGUUAAUAAACUUUACAUUGACUGAA